Messenger RNA from Chenopodium quinoa (quinoa), 1738 nucleotides. Its product is annotated as multiple organellar RNA editing factor 1, mitochondrial-like. The record is from RefSeq and is a predicted model, not a curated record. The transcript is spliced from 5 exons. The coding region runs from base 78 to 1448 and encodes 456 amino acids. Gene Ontology annotation, cellular component: mitochondrion. NCBI's taxonomy places the organism in Eukaryota, Viridiplantae, Streptophyta, Magnoliopsida, Caryophyllales, Amaranthaceae. Gene Ontology annotation, biological process: mitochondrial mRNA modification; cytidine to uridine editing.
ACCCUUCUAUCUCAGCUAUCACUUCUCCUAAAACCCUUCAUUCUCCAACUCUCUACUCUCUUCUUCGUCCUCCUCUAAUGGCGACCAACGCCAUUCGUCUCCGCCGAGCACUCUCUCUGUCCUCCACCUUCCUCGCCACUCAUCGAAACCUCUCAACCACCUCAAAUUCUCUCUCCUCUCUCCUCCUCCAAAUCCCCCUUUUCUCCUCUUCUACACCAUCUUCUACCUCCCCUUCAUUCUUCCGUCGUUUCUUCCACUCUACCCACUUCUAUCUCUCUCCCGCGAGAUCGUUCAACGAUGUCGAAAAGAUCGAUCCCGAUACAAUUUUAUUCGAGGGUUGUGAUUACAAACACUGGCUUAUUGUUAUGGACUUUGGAAAGGAUCCUCAACAACGACCUUCUCCUCAAGAAAUGGUUGAAACUUAUGUUCAAACUUUGGCUAAAGUUGUAGGAAGUGUUGAAGAGGCAAAGAAGAGAAUGUAUGCAUGUAGCACCACUACUUACACUGGUUUUCAAGCUGAGAUGGAUGAAGAGACAUCACAGAAAUUUGAGGGUAUGCCUGGAGUUAUUUUCGUAUUGCCAGAUUCAUACAUAGACCCAGUGAACAAGGAAUAUGGAGGAGAUAAGUACAUUAAUGGAACCAUCAUACCUAGACCACCUCCAGUUCAGUACGGCAGAGUAAAGAGACAUAGACCAAAUGAACAAAGGCCAAUGAAUAAUCCAAUGCCUGGAGAAGGGAGAGGCUAUAUGCCACAGGGUGGUAAUCUAGAGCGCCAAAACACUCCUCGUCAGGGAGGGAUGGGCUACCCGCCAAAUAGGACAAAUUAUCCUGAGCAAGGAAGGGAUGGUUAUCAGGGUGGUGGAAACACUUACAUGCCUCCUCAUCAGGGAGGCAGAAACACUUAUGUGCCUCCUCAGCAGGGUGCUGGAAACACUUAUGUGCCUCCUCAGCAGGGUGGUGGAAACAGUUAUGUGCCUCCACAUCAGGAAAACUACAACCAUAGUUAUACCCAUCAGCAUCAGACGCAAAAUUUCCCCAGGGACCAUGGUACUCCUGUGAGUCCUGUCCCACAUGGACAGAGCAGCAAUUACCCAGGAGAACAUGGUUAUAACCAUCCCCAAGGACAGAUGAGGAACUACCCUAGUAACCAUGGCGGCUACACACCCCAAAGACCAAUGGAAUAUUCUAAUGAUGGUAGGAACUACGCUCCUCCGUCUCCAGCAAUAGGAGCUGAUGGACAAACUGGGGUUGGAUCUUUUGAACAAAGUGAGGCUGGACGAUAUGGUCAAGGACCCAGUUGUACUUCUUCCCAGGGAGCAAGUAUAAAUUAUGGUCCAGAAUAUGCACCUCAAGCAGAAAACCAAAGAUUUUCGCAGAUGCCAGAUGAACAGAACUCUAGGAACUAUUCACCUGCAAUGCAAACUGGAAUGAAUCAAAGAAAAUUUUGAACGCAUAUUCAACACCAUAGCAGCCUAUGAAGCUUUUUAAAGUUGAGAAACUGCGUCAGUGUCCACAGGCUUGGAGGAGGAAUGUGCGGAUAGGAUUUGAUGAACAGGAUUUCAGUUGUGUCAGUAAUGAAUUAAAAAGAACUCACUUUAUGGCUUCCUUGAGCUAUUAUGCAAGCUUGAAGUUAUGUACAAGGUUUUAAGAAUUAUUCACCUUUGAAGUUAUAUAUAAGUUUAUAAAUAUUAUGACUUGCAUCUAUAAUAAUUCUGUGUCAACAAAUCUCUUUGUUUCA